UUGCCGCGAAGGAGACACGUGACCGCGUCGCGGAGCGAGCCAGUCCGGGUCCCGACUUUCUUCGUUACCGGUGCGAAAAAUGGCGGCGUCCGUGUGUCGAGUUGGGAGCACCGUGGGGCGAGCCCUCGCCAAAUCCCGCAGCCCCAUCCUGCUGUCUCUGCGGCGCGGCCAGGCCUCGGUGAGUUAUGCACAGAGCCUGCUGGGAGCCCCAGAGACCCAUCUGACCGGCCUGGACAACGGUUUAAGGGUUGCAUCUGAAGAUACUGGACAUGCCACCUGCACAGUCGGCCUGUGGAUCGGCGCUGGCAGUCGCUAUGAGAGUGAGAAGAACAACGGAGCUGGGUUUUUCCUGGAGCACAUGGCUUUCAAGGGAACCAAGAACCAUCCCCAAACCGCCCUGGAGAAGGAGGUGGAGUCUAUGGGUGCUCACCUGAGUGCCUACACCUCCCGGGAGCAUACUGCAUAUUACAUGAAGACCCUUUCCAAAGAUCUCCCAAAAGCCGUGGAGCUGCUGUCGGAGGUGGUGCAGAGCUGCUCCCUGAACGAGGCAGAGAUCGAGCAGCAGAGGGGCGUGGUGCUGCGGGAGCUGGAGGAGAUCGAGGGCAAUCUGCAGGAAGUGUGUCUGGACCUGCUGCACGCCACCGCCUUCCAGGGGACUCCUCUGGGCCAGAGCGUGCUGGGCCCGUCCAGCAGCGCCAGGAACCUGAGCCGCCAGGACUUGGUUGAAUACAUCAACAGCCACUACAAAGCCCCUCGCAUGGUGCUGGUUGCAGCUGGGGGUGUGAACCACGACGAGCUGGUCGGCCUGGCCAAGUCUCAUUUUAGCGGAGUGUCUUUUGAGUACGAGGGAGAUGCCGUCCCUGUGUUGUCCCCCUGCCGGUUUACUGGUAGUGAGAUCCGUAUGCGUGACGACGGCCUGCCCCUGGCACACAUUGCCAUCGCGGUGGAGGGAGCCAGCGCCGCCAGCCCGGACAUCGUUCCCCUCAUGGUGGCCAACGCCAUCAUCGGCAGCUACGACCUCACCUACGGCGGUGGGAAGCACCUGAGCAGCCGUCUGGCUCGCCUGGCGGUGGAGGAGAACCUGUGUCACAGCUUCCAGGCCUUUCACUCGUCCUACAGCGACACCGGCCUGCUGGGCAUCUACUUCGUGAGCGACAGGAACAACAUCGACGACAUGAUGCACUGGUCGCAGAACGCCUGGAUGAACUUGUGCACCACCGUCACGGAGAGCGACAUCGCCCGAGGCCAGAACGCUCUGAAGGCCAGCCUGGUCGGACAGCUCAACGGAACAACACCAAUCUGUGACGACAUCGGCAGACACGUCCUGAACUACGGGCGACGCAUCCCCCUCGCAGAGUGGAACGCUCGCAUAGAUGCCGUGACCCCCAGGAUGGUCCGUGACGUCUGCUCCAAAUACAUCUACGAUAAGUGUCCUGCUGUGGCAGCAGUGGGCCCCGUGGAGCAGCUGCCCGACUACAACAGAAUGCGCAGCGCCAUGUACUGGCUCCGGUUUUGAGUUGUCGCGUUCCUCGCCAUCGCCUCAGCUCAUUUUCCUUCUUACUGAGUGAAUACCUGAGGAUUGUGCACAUGUUAAUACGACAUCACAGGCAGCCAUCCAUCUCCUCCUCUGCCUGUUUCCCUCUUCCAUCCCGCCCACUCAUUACUAAGGUACCGCGUUAAUGUGAGGGGAGCAGCCAGCUCCAGUCUUGAAAGUAGUUUGGUCCCGUAUGGAUCGUACCGUGCAGGUAACCUUCACCAUCACUGUCUUGUAAAGAGGGGAGCUCAGCGAGGGCUAAAUUAUACCCAAUAGUCAUCAGCGUGGCACAGUGCAGCCACGGCUGAAUGUAUCCAGUCUGGAGGAAGAGUAUAUUUAUAAAUUCUGUAACAUUUGUUUCUGUCCACUGUUGUACAUAACAGGUGUCAUUCUGACUCAAAUAAAAAAAUAGAAAAAGA
Messenger RNA from Cololabis saira (Pacific saury), 1953 nucleotides. It is a transcript of the gene uqcrc1, whose product is annotated as cytochrome b-c1 complex subunit 1, mitochondrial. Lineage: Eukaryota; Metazoa; Chordata; Actinopteri; Beloniformes; Belonidae. The transcript has 13 exons. Gene Ontology annotation, molecular function: metal ion binding. Gene Ontology annotation, cellular component: mitochondrion. The record is from RefSeq and is a predicted model, not a curated record. Bases 80 to 1516 code for a protein of 478 amino acids.